GCAACGGGACCCCACCAACCACCAGCACCAGCGGCGGCUCAGUGUUUCCAGCAGACUAAAGGCGUCCUCUCCUGCGGGGUGUGUGUUCGCAUACUGCACAUUCUCCAUGGAAUAUAUGAACCCAAACUGAGCCCGCCGACUGCUUUGCGCACCGUGGGUCAGCGACAGGCCGGCUACUUGUUCCCGAGCUAAAUGCACGUCAGCCGGGGUGGAUUUGCUUGGACGCCGAAUGAGUCCCCGGUGUUUUUGACAGCUUGAUGUGUCGAAAUACCGAUGGAGCCUCCUUUUUUUGAUGGGGACAUCUGGAUGAUUGCCACGACGAGAGACUCCACGGAUAUUUGACGUAUGGGUGAUGUGGAUCUGUGAGAUGCAACCUCACGCCCAUAACAAGUGGAUGGAUGUUGCUAUGCCCACGAUGCAGGUUGGGUUACAGUAAAUAUUUGUUUUUACUAUAGUGGACCCCUUCGGAUGUGGCCUAAAUCACUUUAUUAUUCAAAUAUUAUAUUAUGAAACGUGGCCUUAAUUUAUGUUGCACCCUUUGGAUGAUGCCGUUAUUUUUUCAUUCUAUCAUGAUAUCUGCCUGUCUUAAAGAAAGCCUAGAAAUUUAAAGACCCCUUCAUCCUCCUUCACUGAUGGAUAACCUAAAACUAAAAUGAGAAAGCUUAACAUCCACUUGCUUUGCCAUCACCACUGGCUUUGUUGUGUCCACACUUAACUGCUUUCCAGCUGUGGACGGAAUGAAUUCAUAUGGACGGACCCCCUUUUGAUAGAGGUUGUCUGGGGGUGGUUUGAGGAGAGUGGCCAUGCAUGCAGGAUUUAGGCCAGAUCGGGCCGUUGGGAUGUAGGGCACAGAAACAUCCAUCCAUCCAUCCAUCCAUCCAUCCAUCCAUCCAUCCAUCCAUCCAUCCAUUCAACGCAUCCAUGCCACGGCAUAUAGAAUGAAAGCAGCCAGUAUUCAUAGAGAUGGCUGACGGGGGAGGAGCGUCUACACUGGAUAAUGAGGACCCCCGCUCGGAGGAUUGCACUUGGCUCUGUCAGGGACCUUGAUUUUUACUGGUGGUCUAACACACAGUCAGUCGCCUGCAAACCUAAUCUCCAGCAUCUUUUGCAUUCCUCCCUAUCUACCAAAAAUUCAUCCCGGCAACAGCAUGAGCCCUAUUGUCUUCUACUUAGAUCUAUAUGAACUCUUAGUAUAUUAACUGGAAUGGUGAUGUACGAAGUCACAAGACAGUGUUUUAUAAGGUAUAAAGGUUAGGAGUUAUGCCUUAAGAAGUCAGCAGAUGCAGUCAUUACAGAGAGGAUAAGAUCUCCGCAGCUUUCAUAAAGACAGAUUUUUAGGGUACUCUCAUGGGUUUGGAAUUUGACCUAAUGUGCGUUGUCCCAGAAUGAACUGAAGCUCUUAAGAAUACAUGCAGCUCCCUGCACACAGCUCAACCCGACACACAGCCGUAAGUGGGAUUUGGCGCUGUUUCAACAAGAUGCGGGGAUGGGGGUGCAGCACUCCAUCUUUUCUGAUCCGCUGACCCCACUUACCUGGCUACUGGUAGUAGAGGUCACCUCACAUCAGUUGAUGGGCCCACGGUGUGCGUUGUGGCUGAGUUGAUAAAGGGCAGGUUAACAGCGUCUCCAUGAACCCGUACGGCAGAGUGAGCAACACAGCAGCCCCCCUGUCCUGCACCAGUUGUGGGGGUUGCUGUUCCCCACCUCCCCCCUGCCUCAUCCCCUCCACAGCUUCCUCCAUGUCGCCCAAUAUAACCCCGCCACCCCUCAUGUGCCCUGCCCCGGUCAUGCAAGUAGAGAACGGCAGUAGCUGGAACUCAUCCUUUGGCUCCCCGGACUCUCACCCGAGUCACAGCUGCACGGGGCCCAACCCCUACUGGACGGCGGUGUUUGAUUAUGAGGCCACGGCAGAUGAGGAGUUAACCCUCAGGCGUGGGGACCUCCUGGAGGUUCUCUCCAAAGACUCAAAAGUUUCUGGGGAUGAAGGAUGGUGGACAGGUAAGAUCCAGGAUAAGGUGGGUAUCUUUCCCAGUAACUACGUGACAAAAGGAGAUGCUCCCAACUACCAGCAGCUCACUGUAGAUGUGGGUGAGUGCCCUUUGGAGGUAGACUUCGCUGAACUUUUCCUGGAGGAGGUAAUUGGAGCGGGUGGGUUUGGCAAGGUGUACAAAGGGGUCUGGCAGGGGGAGGAAGUUGCAGUCAAGGCAGCGAGGCAAGACCCAGACGAAGACAUCAGCGUGACAGCAGAGAGUGUGCGCCAGGAGGCCAGGCUCUUCUGGAUGCUCCGGCACCCCAACAUCAUUGCACUGCGCGGGGUCUGCUUGCGGGAACCCAACCUGUGCUUAGUCAUGGAGUACGCCAGAGGCGGGGCCCUCAACCGAGCCUUGGCUGGAAAGAAGGUGCCCCCGAGGGUGCUGGUGAACUGGGCUGUGCAGAUUGCGACGGGGAUGGACUACCUCCACAACCAGGCCUUUGUACCCAUCAUCCACAGAGAUCUGAAAUCCAGCAACAUCCUCAUUCUGGAGCCGGUGGAGCGCGACGACCUAAGUGGGAAGACCCUGAAGAUCACCGACUUCGGCCUGGCACGAGAGUGGCACCAGACCACCAAGAUGAGCGCGGCAGGCACAUAUGCCUGGAUGGCGCCCGAGGUCAUCAAGCUUUCCCUUUUCUCAAAGAGCAGUGAUGUGUGGAGUUUUGGCGUGCUGCUGUGGGAGCUGCUCACCGGCGAGGUUCCCUACAGAGAGAUCGACGCACUGGCCGUGGCCUACGGCGUGGCCAUGAACAAGCUGACACUUCCUGUCCCCUCCACGUGCCCUGAACCUUUCGCUCUGCUCCUUUCAGAGUGCUGGAGUCCGAACCCCCACAGCAGGCCCUCCUUCACUUUCAUCCAUCGGCGGCUGCUGUCCAUCGAGCAGUCGGCCAUGUUCCAGAUGCCCCUGGAGUCCUUCCACUCCUUACAGGAAGACUGGAGGCUGGAGAUCCAGCAGAUGUUCGACGAGCUACGGGCCAAAGAGAAGGAGCUGAGGUCAUGGGAGGAGGCGCUGGCCCGGGCGGCAGAGGAGCAGCGGGAGCAGGAGGAGCAGCUAAGGAGGCGAGAGCAGGAGCUGGCCGAACGCGAGAUCGACAUCGUGGAGCGCGAGCUCAACAUCAUCAUCCACCAGAUGUACCAGGAGAAACCCAGUGUGAAGAAGAGGAAGGGGCACUUUAAGAAGAGCAGGCUGCUCAAGCUGUGCAGGGACGGCAACAGCAUCAGCCUGCCCUCUGGUUUCGAGCACAAGAUCACAGUGCAGGCGUCCCCCAGCGUGGACAAGAGGAAGCCGCAGAGAAGCGAGAGCACCACGCCGCCCGCCAGCCCGGGCGUCAUUCCUCGACUGCGAGCCAUACGACUGACCCCGAGCGACGGCAGCAAGACGUGGGGGCGCAGCGCUGUGUGCAAGAAGGAAGACCCGGCGGCCGGAAAGAAGAAAGGACGCACGUGGGGGCCCAGCUCCACCCAGCAGAGAGAGAGGGUGGGGGGCGAGGACAAAUUGAAAUCACUCAGCGAAGGUGGCAAAGUGUGGUCGUCCAGUGCCCCAAACCUGGGAAAGUCUCCCAAACACGCACCCAUGACGGUGGGGUUCUCCAGCCUCAGCGAAAUGGAGGAGUGCUGCGAGUUGGACGAGUCGCCGGGUUCCCUGCAGCCCUCCGAGACCAGCAGCAACGGGGCGGCCGACGACUCGGGGUCCUUGUGGAGCGCCCUGGGGUCGGGCGGGACCAACAUCACUGUCAGUUCGUCCGGCGCCAGCUCCGCUCUGGGUUUUGUGGGGGCGGCGCCGGGCCAUCAGGACUCUCUCAGACGCCUCAGCCAGAGGAAGAAGAGCGACUUGCUGCUGUUGGGUUGUGCCUCGAUGCUGGCCUCGGUGGGUCUGGGUCAAGACCUGCUGCAGCUGGGCAGACUGCAGGUGAUUCAAGACGAGCAGGAAAUGAGAGAGGAGCAGCGCAAGAAGAAGGAAAGUCUUUUCCAGCGCACGGGACGUUUCCGCCGGAGCACGUCCCCCCCCAGCAGAAACCUGUCCUUGUCUCUCUCCCGAUAUCACGACUCCACGAUCCCCUCUCUGGAGCCUUCCCCGUCCGUGACGCUUCUUUCCUUGUCGUCGCUGUCGGACUGCAACUCCACCAAGUCCCUCCUGCCUUCCGACCCGGACGACUACCCGUUGACGCCGGCCAGAACUCAGGCGGCCCCCCCGGCGGCCUCCUCCCUCAACCCGCUGUUGGACUUGCGGACAGAGAGUUUCAAAAAGGAACCCAACCAGUCGCUCACACCCACCCACGUUUCCGCCGUCAUGGCGGUCAACAGGGGACACAGACGCACGCCGUCCGACGGUGUCAUCCGACCCCGAGCGCAAGCUGUACUCCACCGUAGGACGCCGUCGGAUGGAAGCAUGCCCAUGCCCCCUCCGCCUGGGCCACCAGUCGUCAGAGCCAACAAAGGUGUGCCAGUCAGCCCGGACAUCCCCCGCCUCCCGGACCCCUCGGCCAUCUUCCCUCUCCCCCAGCGCCGCAAGGCCCCCGCGCCCCCCGUCCCCGAGCCGGCCCCCCUCUGCCUCGUUAGCCCCCUGGAGCGACCCAAGACGCUAGAAUUCACCGCCCGGCCCCGGCCCGCUCCGACCCGGGCGCGCGCCGACCCGUGGAGGGUGGGCUCCCUGUCCAGGACCAUGAGCUCGUCACCGGGCAGCGGCUGCGACAGCCCCUCGGGGUCGGGGGACGGCGUCGCCGGCCACCCUAAGCCCAACCUGAUGGACAUGGACGCCGAGGGGCAGAGUUUGGACCACACGGUACCUCUGUGCAGCAAGAUGAAGCCCCCCGCCCUCUGCGGACAGCAGUACACGUAGUGAGGAUUGCGGCUUUUGUAGCGCAAAUGCGUGCAGAUACGACACUUACCGGACGCCAUUGCUUCUACUGGGCAUCCUUAAAAGGUGUGAAGACCGCCCACCAUUAUCCCGACUAAAGCGAGCACCACCGAGACCCCCCCUAGAAAGCCUUCCCGACCACCACCAACUCCCCAAUGCAUAUUGCUUCCCGCCGGCUGCUUGCAACAUUCCCGCAAAAUCAUAUUCAUUGCAUCGUUCCUUCAGCCACAUGGCGUCGCUUUCUGCACUCACCUUCGCUGCCACCGUCUUUGGACUUGUUGCAUUAUUUUCUCCCCCUAAUGAUGUGCUAUAAUGUGAAAAGGGAAGUUCUUCACUGUGUACAACUAGAGGUAAAUAAAGGUCCAGACAAAAGAGUCGCUAAGAGCUGGAGUGGGCUAACGGCAUUUCCUUGGUCGGCAGGCAAAUGAGUUAAAGUUUGCUGAUUCAUAAGGCAAUAAUUACUUCUUUCGGAUACUACCAAAAUUGUAGUUUUCCAUCAGACUUUUUUUUUCCCCCCAAAUAUGUGAUUUUGGGAUUGGAUCAUAUUUGAUAUUCAUCCUGGAUCCUAUUGCUUGCACUUUGUCAUCCUCUCCUGUGGAAUUGUAAAAACUUGCAUCAGGGAAAAAAAAAGUGCAAUACUGGUCUAAGUCCAAACUGUCAUCAAAUCUUUCGAUAUUUCAUGAAAGAUUCUAUAAUAACAUUGACUUAUGUGAACAUGCAGAUGCACUGACAGCCAGCAAAGGUGGGGCACAAUGUUGAUAAUAAAUCUCCUCCCUAAAUUGAUACCAGGUGGCAUGGUAGAAAUCAAACAAUUAUGUAAUGAUGCGCCAGGUGAAUUAAUUAAUCAGUGGCGGCAAGGCCUGAACUUGUUUUCAAAAUAUUCGUUAUGUACACUAAGUCACUAAAAUAAAAGUACUGCAAAAUAAUCUUAUGUCAUGUCAAUGCAGUUCUUUUAUUGUGAAAUACAUGAUUACAUGUUAUUAAUGGUACUUUUUGCUCUUUCUAUAAAUUCCAUCCGUCAAUUUUCUUUGCCGCUUAUCCUCACGAGGGUCGCGGGGAGUGCUGGAGCCUAUCCCAGCUGUCAACGGGCAGGAGGCGGGGUACACAGCCAAUCGCAGGGCACAUUGAGACAAACAACCGCACCCACAAUCACAUCUAGGUGGAAUUUAGAGUGUCUAAUUAAUGUUACAUGUUUUUUCGGAUAUGGGAGGAAACCGGAGUCCCUAGAGAAAUCCCACGCAGGCACGGGGAGAACAUGCAAACUCCACACAGGCGGGUCCGGGACCUCAGAACUGUGAGGCCAAUGCUUUACCAGCUGAACCAUCAUGCUGCCCUCUAUUACUUCCAUUUUUAUCUAAAAAAAUGCACCGAGAAUAAACUAGAAUAUUAUUUUGACCAAAUCUAAAAUCCAUUAUGUUUGUAAUAUUUCAGGGGGAAAAAUCAUAAUAGUAGUAUAAAUGUAGCCUCAAUCCAAAUGCAUGUCAAAUGUAGCAAUAUUUCAUAAAACAUAAUAACAUUGUCUUCUCGCUUGGCAAAUAAGAUAAAACACAUCUUAACUUGGGAAUUUAACCUUUUGGAAAAAAGAGAGUUGGUCCAGUGUUGCACUGAUGCAUCAACAAAAGUGAAGUCCAACUUUGAUUUAGACCAGUACUGCAUUCAUUUCUGCCCACUCGAGUUCUCAGUGGCUCAAUGGUGUUGGUUUUCAAAAAGGGAAUAUAGGGGUAGGGUAGUAAAAAUGCCACCGUAUUUUGAGGAAAAAGUCAAAUUUUCACCAGUCCUAAUUUUAAAAUAAUUUGAAAAUAUUUCAGGGAAAAGAUUUAUUUAAAAAAAAAAUAAUGACAAACACUUCUCCAUGAAGAAUUGAAUUUUACCUUUGUGACCCUUCAGGGCAACCGUAAUUAUCCAUUCUGACAAAUUCAAAGUCUCAAGGAAGUGUGAAGUUGGCACUUGUAGAUGUAUCCCAUGAAUGGGACUUGAAAUAAGUUGAGUUCUUUGCAUCGCAACGACCGAGCUCAUCGGUCCUUGUUUGUCACAUAACGCCUCCGUUCGUAUUCAUGGAUCACUUAAACACGGUUCUGUCUCUCUCCGGAUGACAAAUGCAACACACAACAUCAACCUCACGUUCACAAGGGAUCGCUCGGAAUCCCACUUUAAAACUUUCCACCCCGUGGUAUCCCCCUCGGUACCUUCUCAGUCCCAGCGGCACUUUAAGAGCCUCGUUGAUGGGCCACUUGCAGCUGACAAAUCACUUUGGACUUGUUACACUGUUGUGCAAAUACAGGAGUGUGUGUGUGUGUGUGUGUGUCUGUGCGCGCGCGCGUGUGUGUGUGUGUGUGUGUGUGUGCGUGCGUGCGUGCAUACCUGCGUGUGUUGUUAUGUAUGAACUUGUGACCUCCUUGUUCUCAUGAAUAUUUAUUAUGAUUAAAUUAAUUGUUAUUAUUGGGAAUUAUUGUGACAAUGCUUUUUUUUUUGUUGCCCCGUGUACAUAUUUGUUAAUACAACAACAUAAUGAAGGCUGAAAAAUAAAGAAAUAAAGUGCAUAAUGUGAAGAAAUCUUGGUUGAGAGAUGAAUAUAAAACAAGA
Messenger RNA from Syngnathoides biaculeatus (alligator pipefish), 7472 nucleotides. It is a transcript of the gene map3k10, whose product is annotated as mitogen-activated protein kinase kinase kinase 10. Lineage: Eukaryota; Metazoa; Chordata; Actinopteri; Syngnathiformes; Syngnathidae. Gene Ontology annotation, biological process: positive regulation of apoptotic process; protein phosphorylation. Gene Ontology annotation, molecular function: ATP binding; protein binding; JUN kinase kinase kinase activity. The transcript has 11 exons. Bases 1629 to 4871 code for a protein of 1080 amino acids. The record is from RefSeq and is a predicted model, not a curated record.